AUGUCUACGGCCUCAAACGCCAAGGGCCACGUAUUUUUCCAGAAGUCUGAUGUUACAAAGGGCAAAUUUACGUUCUCGGCGGAGGAUGAUGAAACUUUCGAUGUGUGUUUCCGGUGUACCGCCGCCCGAGAAGUCUACUUGGAUAUCAAGCAGGGAGUCGAGACAAAAAAUUACGCUGCACUCGCUGAAGCUGAAAACCUUAAACCCGUUGAGGCUGAAUUAAAGAGGAUUGAGUACAUCAGCGACUCGAUUGUGAAGGAUUUUAUUUCCAUGCAUUCCAGAGCAGAUGCAAUGCGUAACAUCAAUGCCUCAACGCAUAGCCGUGUGCUCUACUUCUCAAUCUUUUCAAUGCUCUGCCUUGUCGCCCUCGCUACUUGGCAAGUACUCUAUCUGCGGCGAUACUUCAAGUCAAAGAAACUCAUUGACUAA
Dibothriocephalus latus is the source of this 429-nucleotide messenger RNA. NCBI's taxonomy places the organism in Eukaryota, Metazoa, Platyhelminthes, Cestoda, Diphyllobothriidea, Diphyllobothriidae. The record is from the annotation of a GenBank genome assembly.